Messenger RNA from Spea bombifrons (plains spadefoot toad), 2072 nucleotides. It is a transcript of the gene CDK8, whose product is annotated as cyclin dependent kinase 8. NCBI's taxonomy places the organism in Eukaryota, Metazoa, Chordata, Amphibia, Anura, Pelobatidae. Gene Ontology annotation, molecular function: ATP binding; cyclin-dependent protein serine/threonine kinase activity; RNA polymerase II CTD heptapeptide repeat kinase activity. The record is from RefSeq and is a predicted model, not a curated record. The coding region runs from base 143 to 1537 and encodes 464 amino acids. The transcript has 13 exons. Gene Ontology annotation, biological process: protein phosphorylation. Gene Ontology annotation, cellular component: mediator complex; nucleus.
UCGUGCGGCCGCCUCCAAUACUGUGUGUGAGAGAAACCGGCUGUUGUAAAGCUCUUGGCUGCGGACUGUGCGGCUCUAUCCCGCCUGCUGCACCCUCUCCCGGGCCGUACAUGCCCUGCAGCCAGCAUACACGGCGUUGAACAUGGACUAUGACUUCAAGGUGAAGCUGACAGGGGAGAGGGAGCGGGUGGAAGACCUGUUUGAAUACGAGGGCUGCAAAGUUGGAAGAGGCACUUACGGUCAUGUCUACAAAGCCAAGAGGAAAGAUGGGAAAGAUGAUAGAGACUAUGCUUUAAAACAGAUAGAAGGAACUGGGAUUUCUAUGUCUGCGUGCCGAGAAAUAGCCCUUCUUCGUGAGUUAAAACAUCCAAAUGUCAUUUCCCUGCAGAAGGUGUUUCUCUCUCAUGCAGACAGGAAAGUGUGGCUUCUCUUCGAUUUUGCAGAGCAUGACCUGUGGCACAUAAUCAAAUUUCACAGAGCCUCUAAAGCAAACAAGAAACCCGUGCAGUUACCUCGGGGGAUGGUGAAGUCGCUGCUGUAUCAGAUUCUAGAUGGCAUCCACUAUCUGCACGCUAACUGGGUAUUACAUAGAGAUUUGAAACCUGCUAACAUUUUAGUCAUGGGUGAAGGUCCAGAACGUGGAAGAGUAAAAAUAGCGGACAUGGGAUUUGCCAGAUUAUUUAAUUCACCUUUAAAGCCUUUAGCAGAUUUAGAUCCUGUAGUUGUUACAUUCUGGUAUCGAGCUCCGGAAUUACUACUAGGAGCAAGGCAUUAUACCAAAGCUAUUGAUAUUUGGGCUAUAGGAUGUAUAUUUGCAGAGCUGUUAACUUCAGAGCCAAUUUUUCACUGUCGACAAGAAGACAUCAAGACUAGCAACCCUUAUCACCACGACCAGCUGGAUAGAAUAUUUAAUGUCAUGGGAUUUCCUGCAGACAAAGAUUGGGAAGACAUUAAGAAGAUGCCCGAGCACUCAACCCUAAUGAAAGAUUUCCGCAGGAAUACAUACACCAACUGCAGCCUUAUCAAGUAUAUGGAAAAACACAAAGUUAAACCCGACAGCAAAACAUUCCAUUUGCUUCAAAAAUUGCUUACCAUGGACCCAAUAAAGAGAAUUUCCUCAGAGCAAGCUAUGCAGGAUCCGUACUUUCUGGAAGACCCACUUCCCACUUCAGAUGUUUUUGCGGGCUGCCAGAUUCCAUACCCUAAGCGAGAGUUCCUGACAGAAGAGGAACCUGAUGAUAAAGGAGACAAAAAAAACCAACAGCAGCAGCAGGGCAACAACCAUACCAAUGGAGCCGGCCAUCCCGGAAAUCAAGAUAACAGCCAUGCACAAGGACCACCGCUGAAGAAAGUGAGAGUUGUUCCCCCUACCACUACCUCAGGUGGACUUAUAAUGACCUCAGACUAUCAGCGUUCCAAUCCUCAUGCUGCCUAUCCAAACCCCGGACCAAGCACAUCGCAACCUCAGAGCAGCAUGGGAUAUUCCACUACCUCCCAGCAGCCUCCACAGUACUCCCAUCAGGCCCACCGGUACUAAGAUGUACCCGCAAAAUGUCGAUGCACUGUCGCUUAGGCUGCAGGAGCGAGCAUGGCGCUGUCUGCCUGGAGCCGGGCUUUGGAAUGUACUGUACAAUCCCACCUUCAAAAUGUCCAGCAGCCAAGUUACACAACAUUUCACAGAAUGUAGAUCCCACGUGGAGGUUCCGCUCAGAGCGCUAGCACAGUCGCUGUUGUGUAUUUGCUACUUCCAUAGUUUACUUGAAAUGGUUCGAGCUGACCAAUGCAUUUCUUUCAGUGAUGGUAGCAGUUGAAGCUGUGAAGUAUGAUAGGAGCAAAUAUAUAAAUAUAUAUAUUUUUUGUGUGUGGUGACUUUUAAAGUAACGGUGUCAUCGAACCGGUAAAAACCCUUCUCACUGGUGUAUUUACACCGUCGCACAAAGCAAGCUAAUUGUCAUUCUAUUCAACUUAUUUUGGUACUGGUUUCAUUAGUUUUGGAAUGUUGGGUGAUAAUGUAUUAUCACUUUAAAUCAGUGUUUUAUAACCGGCAAAAUUGCUACGAAACAUUUUUUCCA